GGAUAGCUAGCUGAUCUGACAGCGAGAAAAAUCACCUGUGUGUCACUCACCAUGGUCAUCUUCUAUUUUCGAAAGAGAGUGCGUAGGUCAAGUAAUUGUUGAUAUCUGGAUGGCUUCACCUCGACCUGUGCUUUUAUUUAGCCAGCUCAAGAGGGACAGAACAAUUUUUCUCUCCUAAACUGCAUGCUUCUUCUGUUCAUUGCACGAGUCGAUACCGCAACACUGUAUAGCGAGCGAGUCUCUAGCCGCUAUCACCGCUAUCACCGCUCUCCUGAAUUAGUUGGACAUUUCUGGUGUGAUUGUUGAUUCUGUGGAAGUAGCAGCGGCCUUGUUGUCCAGACCAGGCGGUACUUCAACUCAGUCAUGUCUUCGUCAAACAAGCAAUUGGAUGCGGCCAAACGCAAAAAGUCCAACCCUCUCAACAAGAGGAUUCCCAAGAAUCCCCGAUACAAACAUAUCCAGUCAGUCCUGGACACCGGCGACAGCAUGUCCCGUUACUUGGAAAAAGUUGACGAGAUCCGCCAUAACUAUCGUUUCCGACCAGGAGAGAUCUUCAAGCGCCUAAAGUGCAGCACCCUGGCCCACAUGGUUUUACAAGUGUUCACGUUUGCUGAUCCUGGACCUGAUGCUGAAGAGAUGGAGUCAAUAGCUGAAGCAGCAUGUCCAAGUGAGCACAGUCCGCCGGUAGUGGACGACACUCUUGCAUCACCCGGGCGUACGACAUUCGCACAAGUGGCACAUGGUAUUGGUGAGAAAGAUGAUGCUACGAACUCUGCAUCGCAAACGGAACCAUUGUCCGACAUUCCGUUUCUCAUCUUGGAUGUGCGCGACAAGGAUGCGUAUGAGCGUUGCCACAUCAUAACGGCACGCAGCUACCCAGCCGCUAUGCUGACCAGAUCAUGUAACUACUUUACGCGUGAAAUCCUUCAAUACAAAAACGCGCCCGGAAAGAUCAUCAUUCUCUAUGAUGAAGAUGAGCGUAUUGCUGCGGACUGCGCCACGACAUUCGUUCAGCGCGAGGUGACAAACGUAUUCAUGCUGUCUGGAGGUCUGAAGGUUCUGUCUAGCCAGUUUGCAAACGGAAUGAUCACCGGCGUACUGCCGGAAUCCGUCAGGCUAGCAUCGCAGCAGCGUUCCUCGCUCAGUCGCAGCACCGGCAUGAGCACCGCAUCGUCCAGAUCAACGGCUACCAGAGGCGGCGGAAUGGCCGCUGGAAGCCGUCACGCGGCCGCUCAGUCCAGUCGGGCUGCAUCGGCCGCGGCCAGCACUGCACGCACACCGCGGCGGGGCGGCAGUGGCGGUGAUGAGGACGACGAUUCGCCGCCGUCUCGACCGCUCAUCACCCCACCACCCAAGCCUGCAGAGAAUCUAGUCCCGCAUCCUGGAUGGUUCACCGUCGAUGAUAUCCAGAACAUUGAGGAGACACUGGAUACCCUGCUGCUUGAAGGUGAUCGCAGUGCAUCAAGAACUACAGGAAGUCGAGCAGGCUCUGCACCUACAGGUGGUGGACGGUCAGCUGCCGGCAGUCGGCAGCCUACUCAACGCGCCGCUCCUGCGCCUGGUCGGUCCUCCAAGGUACCAGGGCGCGCCGCUAAGUGAUUUCCUUUAUUCUGCUCUCGUUGUAACGAAGUACAUGACUGUGGACUGUGAGCAGCAGAAGCUCAUGCAUGCUGGUGGUCUGCUGUACCCGGGAUGACCAUGGCAACAUCACACCUGAUGUGCGAGUCAGAAACGCUGAUCUUGUCUUGCGUGAAUGGAUCUGGCCGUGCGUUCUACAAGCCUACACUGAAUGCAGCAGAAUUAGCUGUGCAACUGGCUGUGAUGUACAUGUAGAUUUAAGCCGGGUUACCAGAUGUGCUGUAAUGCUGUACUCUCACUCCACUGCAGACUGCUGCAUAGUGUAAGAAUAGGCCCAGACGUGACCGAUGGGUGCACAGUACCAGUACGUUUUCCAGAUUUACAAAUAACAAUAUUGCACGGUUGAAUGCGUGUUGAUAAAUCACUCGUUGGCUAGUAACCCGUAUGCUGUAGCUGCCCGGUCAUUCAGUGUAUUCUACCGCAUCAUGAACGGUUGUGUAAAAAACGAUAUCGGUUAUGUCAUUGGGUGCACUUGUUAACAAUAUCCCUGCACCGUACCAGUGAUGCAUGGCUUGUGUGUCACUGUGGUGAUUUGUCACUUGCUCAUGCGCUACUUUAUGUGUAUAGCCAAGAAGGAGAUGCCACCGCAGCGAGUUCUUCAAUCUCCGGAUUGCUUUCCUAAUCCCCGAACAAGAAAGUCUGAGUUCAGUUGAUGAUUUCAUACUUGAGAUAAUCUCGAACAGGGACACAGAGUACCAAUUGAAAGAGAGGACUCGUUUCAGAUUUCUAUUUUCUGACAACUCUUGUCUUAUGUGCUGAAUGCCGCGUAGUGUACCAUAUACAGGUGAGGAUAUCACCAUAUUCUCACCUGUAUAUUUAUCACUUUAUACCAGGGUAUAAUACUCCUACUUCGAAGUAUAAAUUAUGUGCUAUUUUCUUACUUGUAUCCUUGUGUUUGUCACUCCAAGCUUAUAAAUCCUAUUGCUAUUUUUGAUAUUAUCUUCAGUCACGAGUUUCCAAUGAUAAUUGUGACGAGAAAAUGUUCUGGAACAAUAUAAUUAUUCGUUGCCGAG
This is a messenger RNA of Sycon ciliatum, 2651 nucleotides long. Its product is annotated as centrosomal protein of 41 kDa B-like. Gene Ontology annotation, biological process: cilium assembly; protein polyglutamylation. The coding region runs from base 364 to 1599 and encodes 411 amino acids. NCBI's taxonomy places the organism in Eukaryota, Metazoa, Porifera, Calcarea, Leucosolenida, Sycettidae. The transcript has 12 exons. The record is from RefSeq and is a predicted model, not a curated record. Gene Ontology annotation, cellular component: ciliary basal body.